UGAGCCGCGCAAGAGGUGGGAGCUCUCGUCGUUGUCGGCCAUAGUGAAAAUGGCGGGUAUUAGCUUACGUGAAUGACGACGACCCGUGCGCUCUCGAGGGCCUGCAGUCGCACAGUCGCGGAGGGUAUUAGAGUGUGCUUCGGUGUGUGCUUCGCCCGCGAUACGCGGUUCUAUUAGCGGGGCUAAACUGUGUGUCAUAUGAUUUAUCUGGGGGGUAAAGAUGCAGAAUGUAGCACAAGGAACGACCUCGGAUAGCCAGAAAAGCCACGAGAAGCAGCCAGCAGCAGUAGCAGCAGCAGCAGCAACACCAGCAGCAGCGGUAGCAGCAGCAGCAGCAGCAGCACCACCGCCACCGCUACCACCGAGCGUUCACCACGACACUGGGAAGACGUCGUCGACUCCCCAGUCCUCCACCUCGAGCCCCACGAAAUCGGAGACCGAGACCUUCUCCGAGCUGCAGCCACGCUUUAUGACAGACUCGUCGGAGAGCGAAGAGGACAGCGUUUCCGAGGUGGAGUGCUUCGCGAUUGAUCAGGUUGAAUUAGACGAGGAUCAUCCCGAGUCGUCGAAAUUUCUCUUGACUCCUGAGGAUCCUGAGCGUUCCGUGGAUCCUGAGACGCAGGCGCGUCUCGAGGCACUUCUUGAAGCAGCCGGCAUUGGAAAGCUGUCAUCAGGUGAUGGGAAGCAUCUGCCAGAUCACGAGGUGCUUCGUCGUUUAACUUCGAGUGUCUCCUGUGCGUUGGAUGAGGCUGCGGCAGCAUUAACACGUAUGCGCAGUGACAAUCGCGUGCCGAACGAAAAGCGCUCCCUCGUUGAGGCGUGCACCGACGGUGACGUUGGUACCGUUCGGAAAUUGUUAACGGAGGGCCGUAGUGUCCACGAGACCACCGAAGAGGGAGAGAGUUUGCUCUCUCUAGCUUGCUCGGCCGGUUACUACGAACUUGCUCAGGUACUUUUGGCGAUGAGUGCUAACGUAGAAGAUCGCGGCAUCAAGGGGGACUGUACCCCUUUGAUGGAAGCUGCUAGUGCAGGGCAUGUAGAUAUCGUGUCUUUAUUGCUCGCUCAUGGGGCCGAUGUCAAUGCUCAGUCUACAUCAGGUAAUACACCUCUCAUGUAUGGAUGUGCCGGUGGACAUGAGGAAGUUGUACGUGUUUUACUAGACCACGGGGCCAAUGUCGAGGAUCACAAUGAGAAUGGUCAUACACCUUUGAUGGAAGCGGCAAGCGCCGGGCACGUUCAGGUCGCUAAGAUCUUGCUUGAACAUGGGGCCGGCAUCAAUACUCAUUCCAAUGAAUUUAAAGAGUCCGCGUUAACGUUGGCUUGUUAUAAAGGACAUUUAGAAAUGGUCCGCUUCUUGUUAGAAGCUGGCGCGGAUCAGGAGCAUAAAACUGAUGAGAUGCACACUGCUCUUAUGGAGGCAUCAAUGGACGGUCACGUGGAGGUUGCUCGUUUACUUCUGGAUUCAGGUGCCCAAGUAAAUAUGCCAACGGAUAGUUUCGAGUCGCCAUUGACAUUAGCUGCCUGCGGAGGUCAUGUGGACUUAGCUAUGCUUCUGAUCGAGCGUGGAGCGAAUAUAGAAGAGGUUAAUGAUGAGGGUUAUACGCCGUUGAUGGAAGCAGCGCGCGAGGGUCACGAGGAAAUGGUUGCUUUACUUUUGAGCCAAGGUGCAAACAUCAAUGCCCAAACUGAGGAGACUCAGGAAACGGCGCUCACCUUAGCGUGCUGCGGCGGUUUUCUCGAAGUUGCCGAUUUUUUAUUCAAAGCGGGAGCGGAUAUCGAAUUGGGCGCUUCCACGCCUCUAAUGGAGGCCGCGCAGGAGGGACAUUUAGAGCUUGUCCGAUAUUUAUUGGAAUCUACGGCGGAUGUUCAUGCUCAGACACAAACGGGAGAUACGGCAUUGACAUAUGCGUGCGAGAACGGUCACACGGACGUUGCUGAUCUUUUGCUGCAAUAUGGCGCUGAUCUAGAACAUGAAUCAGAAGGAGGUAGAACUCCACUGAUGAAAGCUUGUAGAGCAGGCCAUUUGUGCACAGUUCAAUUUCUCAUCUCGAAGCGCGCCGAUGUUAAUCGACAAACGACAAAUAAUGAUCACACGCCACUUUCGUUGGCGUGCGCUGGUGGUCAUCUUGCAGUAGUUGAAUUGCUCCUCGCACAAUCUGCGAAUCCAUUUCACAAGUUGAAAGACAACUCCACUAUGCUGAUAGAAGCUGCAAAAGGAGGUCACACUCCUGUUGUUCAACUAUUAUUGGACUAUCCUCAUAGCAUUAUGAUGAGCGCUCCUCAUAGUGCUAGUUCUACACCCAUGUUACUACAGCAACCACAACAGCAGCCACCACCACAACAACAACAACAACAACAACAACAACAGCAGCAGCAACAGCAGCAGCCACAGCAUAUGGCUCAUCAGCAACAUGUACCUCACUCCCAGCAAACAUCAACACAACCUCAACAACAUCCGCAGCAGCAGCAGCAACAGCAGCAGCAGCAGCAGCAACAAACCGCCGAACAACAAGCGCAAAAUCUCCAACCUAAACACAACACGCAAAAGUCAUUGUUGAGAAAGAAUCGAUCUGUUACUAUGAUGCCUGACAUAAGCCUUACUUCUGCCGAAGCGCAACAAGUACGCUCGCAGCCCGCAGGAGAGUCGAUCACUACUACCAAGGACGAUACCAAUAUUCUUGAUAAAGGCAGUGGGGGUUUUACAAGUUUGUCAGAACCUAAUAUUAGUCUUAGUCCGACGCCGGGAGCGCAAGUGAUACAUGUCAACGAAAGUCGGAAAACUGUAACUAGGCAAGAGCAAAUUCUUCAUAAGCAACAAAUACUUGAGGAAUUACAAAGGGUAGAACGAGAGCUACAAAUAAAAAGCGGAGGACACUUAUUUCCUGGUUCAAGAAAUUCAAUUAUAAAUCAAUCUCAACCUCAGCCACAACAGCAACAAGAUCCUAGCGAGACAGAAGCAUUAUUACCUGGCAUGCUGAAUAUUGACCUACCAGCUCAAUCGACAUCUCCUCACGGUUUAGUUUGCAAUACGGCCGGUAUAUCCGGUGGUUCACUGACGUAUCCAGGAGCUAACGACGCAGCGUUGGUGUGCAGCGCUUACCUCGAUGGUAAGAUAAUGGGGAUGCAGGCUGCACAGUUCCAGAAGACACUGUCUGUAGUUCCAACUGCGACGGAAACGUUCCCCACGAAUACAUUUCCUUCCUCGCCUCCCUUGUCUCUCGCGCCGUUGCCUGUUACCACCACCACCGCCGUAUCUCUUAUUAGUGCUACUUCUUCGACAACCACGCCAAGUCCACCAAGCAUUUCCACCCCUCCAACUGUUAUAGCCGUUUCUCAAUCGCCCAUUACUGCGAGCAGUGACGUUAGUCAAAAUACUGCUAUAAGCGAUCGUCCAAAAGCUAAGCCUGUAUCCAAAAAGGAAGGAAAGAAUGUACGGAAAGCCACGUCCAGUAUUGGAAUGGCAAAAUUGCAGCAGACACAAGCGACUAUAAUGGCCGGACUUCAUCAGCAGUAUCAACAGAAGCAACGUCAACAUCCCUCCUAUCAAGUGCAACAAGUUCAACAGCUGCAGCAACUCAAUCAGCAAUUGCAACUCCAAUUGGAUCAAGUGCAGAUACAGCAGCAAUCGCAGCAACCGCAAUCACAACCACAACAGUCUCACCAACAAACUCAUUCGCAACAGCAAACGAAUAUAGUUGGUAAUAGCACGGGUAGCAUACUCAUGCCUACUCAAUUGAUGUCACACUUACAGCCUACGCAUCAUCAUUUGCACAAUCAGCAAACGGUGCAAGAGAAUCUUCCUGAGCAAACGGAUCCCGAAUUAACGCGAAAGUAUAGAGAAAGCGCGUGCGCGUUUUUUACCGGCGCUCAAAAAUCUAAAACCUUUUCUCCUAACGAAAGAGUAUUGAAAUUGGAGGACGGCACGGAUAUUCCUAUCGACGAUGCGUUUGAAAUUUUUCGCUCCAUUAGUUUCGACGAUGCAGUUGACACAACAGAAGAUCAAGAGAAACUUGAAUUGAAAAGAUUAGAUGUAUCGAAUAAUAAGGAGCAACAACAGCAGCAGCAGCAACAACAUUUGCAUACCACCCAAAUAGUUCAGCAAAGCGGAAGUCCUCACGUGUCCCAAGAGUAUUUCACUCCCGUGCUGUCAGUACCUUCGGUUUCUUUACCGGCCUUACCAUCAUUACAAGUGACUAGCGCUGGUGUCCAAAUAGAGGCAGACAUAUCAGCGGGUUUACAACUAACGAGUACGCAAUCCUUGCAAAAUCCGACGCUGAAAAAUCGUCUGAGAGCCUUUGAGGAAGGCUUUCGACAGGGUAGUAUACAUUUUCGCGAAUGUAUGCAGCAUAUUAGCGGCGACACCUUCCAACCUCAAUUAUUGCUUCAGUCUUCUCAAAUAACAUUUCCUACGCAAACAUUACCAACUGUGAGCGCUGCGACGGGAAUAAUAGAUAGCAUACCUCCUCAUCAAUCGAGCAGUUACGUGCAAUCCACAACUUGCAGCACUAAUCAAGUUCAAGUUGCUACCCAGACUCAAGCACCCGCUACUACGACAAUUGCGAACGUUGCUACCUCCGACAAAAAACAAGUAUACACCGCACCGACAACCGGCAAGGGCAAGAAAGCCAGAUAUCCUCUUCUGUCUCAGCAGCAAUCUUGCCAGCAACAACAAACUGCCAAUACUCAACAAACUCCUAAUUUUCCCACGCAAAACUAUCAGCUGGAUCCGGCAACAGGUGUUCCAACGGUCGGAGGAUAUGCGUCUAAUCAAGUUCCACCCGCUCCGUUUUCAUGUAUGGAUGUUGAUUCAGAAACUGAUAGUAAUCAUGACACAGCGCUGACUUUGGCUUGUGCCGGAGGACACGAAGAUCUUGUAGAACUUCUUCUCAGCCGCGGUGCGGAUAUAGAACACAGGGACAAGAAGGGAUUUACACCACUUAUUUUGGCCGCAACAGCUGGUCAUCAGAAAGUAGUCGAGAUUCUCCUCAAUCAUGGCGCUGAUAUUGAAGCACAGUCUGAACGUACUAAGGAUACGCCACUGUCCCUUGCAUGCAGCGGAGGCAGAUAUGAAGUAGUUGAGCUUUUGCUUAAUCGUGGCGCAAACAAAGAACACCGCAACGUUUCCGAUUAUACUCCCUUAAGUCUGGCUGCGUCCGGCGGCUAUGUGAACAUAAUAAAGUUACUACUAGGCCACGGUGCCGAAAUUAAUUCACGUACCGGUUCGAAAUUAGGCAUAUCUCCCCUAAUGUUGGCUGCUAUGAAUGGUCAUACGGCGGCAGUUAAGUUACUUUUGGACAUGGGCAGUGAUAUUAACGCGCAAAUCGAGACGAAUCGUAAUACUGCAUUGACACUCGCAUGUUUUCAAGGAAGACACGAGGUCGUUAGCCUUCUUCUCGACCGUAAAGCAAAUGUUGAACAUCGAGCCAAGACGGGUUUAACACCAUUGAUGGAAGCCGCCAGCGGGGGAUAUGUAGAAGUUGGACGUGUGCUACUUGCCAAAGGUGCGGACGUUAACGCGACGCCAGUCCCGUCGUCACGUGAUACUGCCCUCACUAUUGCCGCCGAUAAAGGACACUGCCGUUUCGUAGAACUCUUAUUAUCCAAGGGAACUCAAGUUGAAGUAAAAAAUAAAAAAGGGAACAGUCCAUUAUGGUUAGCUGCAAAUGGCGGACACCUUAAUGUGGUAGAUUUACUGUAUCAUGCGGGUGCAGAUAUUGACUCGCAGGAUAACCGUAAGGUCUCUUGCUUAAUGGCUGCAUUCCGAAAGGGUCAUAUUAAAGUGGUGAAAUGGAUGGUAAAUCAUGUGACGCAGUUUCCUAGCGAUCAGGAGAUGACGAGGUUCAUAGCGACUGUUAGCGAUAAAGAUCUUUUGGAAAAAUGUCAGGAAUGUGUAAAAGUGAUAAGAGCUGCCAAAGAGACGCAGGCCGCUAAAGCGAAUAAGAAUGCUACAAUACUGUUGGAAGAGCUCGAUAUGGAGAAGACGAGAGAAGAAUCGAAGAAAGCGGCUGCCGCGCGAAGACGAGAAAGAAAGAAGAAGAAGAAGCUUGAGAAGAAGGAAGAGAAACGUAAGCUUCACGAGGAGUACAAGAAGAAUGAGACACCUUUCGAAGAUAAGGAAGAAAACGGGAAGAAAUCGGACGAGGAAUGUGAUCGGGCGGACGAUAGCGAUCACGAGGGCGGCGACGAGAGAAUGGAGAGCGUGCCGUCUCCCGUAAAUAGAAGUCCGGAGGAUCCCGACAGAGAAGAGGGUGACAGUGGAAUAGAUGCAAAUAGCCAGGGCAGUUGUAGUAGCAAUGAUGUGAAAGCGAGAGAGAAAAAAAAGGAAAAGAAGAAAAAGAAAAAUAAUAGCCCUAGUAACAACGAUAAGGAUACGUCCCCACAGCGUUCGUCCAAGACCCUUCUUUCGCAAAACACCAAUUUAUCUCAGAACACUGUGACAUCGACUAAAUCUCAAAAUAACACUUCAGACAAGCGAAUCAUGACUAAUGUUACCAGUGCAGUAUCAGUGUCUACAACUUCGGUCACAACUACUAGAACAUCCACCACCAUCAGUUCCGAUCGAAAGCUGAAAGGACAAUUAGUUUUUGAGUCCUCCAGACAUCCUGCUGAUAGAGAAGAUUUUGAAGCUACUGGUAACGAGACUUAUGUUCCUGGCAAAGGAAAAAAGUCUUAUAAUAAUCAAUACGAUGAUACUCUAAAUACAUCGACGAAGGCGAGUAACACUAGCCCCAAGCAGAGUGGAAAACGUGAAGAAGGAUGGAAGGAAGUUGUACGAAAGGGACAAUCGGAUGAUUCGGGGAAAUUUAUGAAUUCACCGUUUCGUUCUAAGAAGGUAGUAGUUCCAACACAUGCUAUCAGCCGAGUGAUCGGUAGAGGUGGCAGUAACAUAAAUGCUAUUCGUGUAGCAACGAACGCACAUAUUGAGGUAGAAAAGCAAAGUAAAUGUCAAGUGGAAAGGAUAAUUACAAUAAAGGGAUCAUCUGAAGCUAUAAAGCAAGCUCAUGGAUUGAUUCAGGCACUUAUUAAGGAUCCAGAUGUGGAUAUAUUGCAAAUGCUUCCAAAAUCAAAGCUCAGUAUUGCAACAACCUCCUCGUGGGACAAGUCUGUCUCCACUGUUGCUGCAAGUAAAACGAAAAUUGGAUCUGUUAAUAAGCCACCUAGUCUGGCAUCCUGUACUAGUGCCAGUAAUCAAGUUAAAUCAGGAUAUCCUUUAGGUGCAUCUACUAAUUCGUUGGUUCCUAUUCGUUCAUCAUCCAGCAUGAAACUUGCUGGUGCCUUCCCUACUUCUUUGCCACGUGCAACAGCCCCUAGACUUGUGGCCGCAGGUAACGCAAAACCGGAGAAACGUGCGCAGGCCGUGGCUGCCGCUCAAAUGGCGUCUUCGACGAAUACCAAGACGACGAUGUCGUAUACGAGUGCGAUUAUGACCGCUGGUAGAGCAGGUACUAAGAUCGUCACGACCAGUACGACGCAGACGUUUGCGGCGAAGCUAUCCGAAAUCACUGCCUCGACUCACAGCUCCACCACCGUCAUGCAGUCCGCUCACACCGCACCGUUGAAUAAGCAGAAGCCCAUGGCACAAGCCGCGACCGUGACCAUCAUGUCGGCCACAUCUGCGGCGGCGACCGCUCAUCCAGCCGGCCAGCAACAGCAACAAUCCAUAGUCAGUACAUCGCCAAAGCACUGCCGAUCACUGCCCACCUUAACCGCCUCAUCGGCAAUAGCAUCUCACUAUCCCGGCAAGUCGAGUGGCUAUGCUGCCGGAACGAUUGCGAUUUCGUCGUCGUCGUCGGCCACGAACGCCGUGAUGACAAACUGUCCGGAAAAUACGAUUGUUUCGACAUCAGCCAAUUCCGUUCGAGUGACACCCUCGCCGCCAGUUGUAUCGCUGCAAACGCAGACAUUGUCGCAGCCGCUAUCAGGAACGGUACAGCAGCAACAACAAUCGAUGCCGCAACAGCAAUCGCAACAAAGCAUUUGCAGUACGACGCCAGUGGUGACUCAAGAGCAUCAGCCACAGCAGCAGCAGCAACAACAACAGCAACAACAGCAGCAACCUAGCAACACCCCUCUUGAGUACUCUCUGUUCAAUACCGAUACUUUUACCAAGGUCACGCAACAGUCGAUGUGGGGUGGAAGAGAAAACGAGACUCAAAAGGGCAUGAACUUCGCGACUGUUGCGGGCGGAGGUGUAUCGUCGAAUACGAACUCGGGACCGUCUGCGGCCAAGUUCGACAGUUCCCCACCACAGGUCGACGCUUCCAAAGCUCCUGGAUAUCGCGGUACAGCCAUGUGUUCACCCGUUUCCAGCAAGCCGGGUAACACAAGUAACGCGUCGACCAACGUGAUUGGCAACGUGGUAUCAUGUUCGGUGCACAGUAAUCCUAUGCAGCCCGCGCAGUUUCAGUCUUCGACAAGCUACAGCGAGCAUCCUUUACCAAACAAACCGCCCGGUAGUCUAGCGGUGACUAGACCAGUAAUACCUCAACAGAGUAUUGACAUGGGAACGAGCAUGACGGCGCAGUUCAAUAGACCAACGGUUUUUCAGGGUGAUUUGACAACGCGAAACGCAACGACGCACCAGCCGGCGGCGCACGUGAUAUCGUCCACGUCGCAGCCGGCACUGGACGUCAAUUUGUUCAAGGCAGCGAACAGCAGCGGCGGUAGUUACGAGCAUUCCAAUGUCAACACUAGCUUGCUGAAGAUGAUGCCGAAUGAGAGCCAGAGUGGCACCGGUCAUUCUUUGCUACCGUUUCAUCCUCAUAUGCAAAGUUUCGCUCAGACCAUCGCACCGUCCGCCUCUGUGAUCAAUACUACUGUUAGUAUGUCACGAUUGAAUCCGCGCGCCCCCGACUUCUCCAGUUCGCUUCAUUUGAACAGUAAGCCGCAGGUGACGAUGUUCAAUGCUGCUGCUGCAGCAGCAGCAGCAGCUGCUGCUGCUGCUGCUGCUGCUGGCUCAGCGGCGCUGCACCCGGCCAACAUGUUUGCCGCGACUGUGCCUGCGCCACCGCCGUCCGCGAUACAGUCCAACAAUUUAGCGAUGCUUGGUAACUAUCCAUUGGGAAAGUAUCAGACGCCUGCGCGGGCAACACCGGCAGCAAACGCCGGCAUCUCGACGACGGCACAAACGACCCGUUGGCCAUUUGCCACGCCGCACACCAGCUAUCCGCCGCACCAGGAUCCCAUGAUCGGCCAAAUGAGCUUCUCCAAUCAGUUGGCCAACAUUGGCGGCCAACCUGGUGGUGGCAUAGAUCUGAUCACGAGUCUGGAGAACGGUGGCUCGCCGGCCAUAUCUCCCUCGUCGCCGGCACAAGUCGCUCAGGAGAUGAGUCAGUUGAAGAUUGAAGACCGCAAGGUACCACGACCGAUCGGUACCGAGAGAGCAUGGAAGAACUAUUCGGCAACAGGCGGUAUGGGCCCGGGUGGGGAUGCCGAUUCUAUCGGUGGUUGGAUGGUCAACGAGAAGCAGCAGCUACCAAGCUGGCCGAAUUGCAAUCUAGCCCCUAGUAUCGACAGGCAUCAGAUGUUUCGAUCAAAUCCCACUUACAGCCAACGUAUAUCCACCGUCGAUCCCGAGCUUCACCAAAUAAUGGAAUCCUCCUUUCAGGGCCACGUUAAUACACAACAGCCUUUCCCGGCUAACGGAAAUACGCCGUUAUCACUGAUGCCGACAUUGACGUUAAUGCCGGGACAGUAUGGUGAUCUGACAGAAAUGCCGCCGAACGAGCAGGCUAAAAUAGAUCCUGCGUGGGGAAUGCCCGAUGCCGUGCAAGACAAACAACAUCCGGGGUGGACUAAGUGGACCCAUUAGAGGACAAGAACCGAUUGUGCUGAUACGCCUUCGACCACUAUAUCUAACGUGUUUUCAGAUACUUUGGAAUCUAACGAUGAGAGAAAUGAAAAGAUAGUUAAUAGCAAUAGUCUGGACUGGAUCAAUUAUUUGUAGGCACAUAAAUUAUAUUAUGAUCUUAUUAUAUUCAUUCAAACCCAGAUUCUUAAUAUUACUUGUCACACUAGAGGAUAAGACGACGAAUCCUUAAUUAUUCAACGUAUUACUAUCACAAAUAUAUCUCCCGAGUUGAUUGCAGAGUAUAAAGAGGAAAAGAGUACGAGAGACAGUUGGUGCCGAUGUCGGUUAAGGAAAACAACAUGAGAGAAUAACGUCGUAAUUAUAAUGGCGUAAUUGCUUCGUUUCUGUGUUAUCUUCCUAGCCGCACGCCGGACGGUUGCAUGUCUCGCUAUCGAAUAUCGAUUAGCAGGGACAAGCCACUCACCAACAAUCGAAUAAUGAUGAUUUUUCUCUUCUACUAACUAUUGUUGGGAAUAAUCUGAAUUUUACGAUAUUUGGAGAGCACCUCGAGAUAUAUUCGACACGAUGAUCCAUGUGUGAAAUUUACGUUUUGUAUUACUACUUUGGUCUAUUUAUAGUAGCGCAUAUUUUAAAAAUUACGCCGGAAAUGAAUACGAAUUAUCCGAGAUAAAGCUCUCUCGCCUCAGAUUACAAGAUUAAUUUAAAAUUACGAAUGUCUUGCGUUGAGGAGCACAGCUGUGCUCCUAGCACCAUGUCGAUUACGAUAGGUGAUGAAAAUUACGUGUUACUAUUUAGAGCGCUGUAAAGAAACGCUGUAAUCUUACGGGCUGAUGAUACAAUCGUGUAAAUAAUUGCUUCGCAAAACGGGUGAUUCCGAUUACUUCCAUGCUGCAAAUCGAGAGACAGAUUCAGGUUGAAAAACAAAGAUAUGUAAAGAAUAUCUUGGGAAUCAUAUUGGCUCGUCGAACCUGGGUACGUGUUACUCUUCUUCCACCUUUUGCACUUACGCUUGAAUUCAUCACCGUCACUCCGCUGAGUCUGACCUUUGCUUCUAAACUGUGUCCCAGAACUGAUAUGUUGUAAUUAGGGGAAAAGAAACAAAGAAGCGUUCCUUUGCGCUAUAGAUUCGAUCAUUAACUACGUUUAAUCGUAUCUAACGACUGUUGUUACGCGUAGAUAAACGACUUUACAAAUCUCUUCCCAUCAACGGGCGUACGUUGAUACUGUGUCAGCAAAUCGAUCGCAGAAUUCAAACAAAACAAAGACGAUGAGCGACAUCGUUUUAUUAAUUAAUUAACCGUUUAAAUCGAGACUUUCAUUAUUUACUCUUGAAUUUUUACAUCUGUUUAUAUAGACAGUUCUUUGUCGAACAAUCGCCGUAAUAUUGAAUCGCACGCUCUGUUUCAAGCAGAUCUAUUCGGAUAAAUUGUCAUGAUCGUAACAAAUUUAUAUCGAGCUCACACACACUCGAAACACAAGAAUCCUACACGUAUCGUACACCACAUGCAUAGACCAGGUUCGGUAAAAAAAAUAAAAAAUAAAAAAAAUAUCGAAUUUAUGUAAUGUGUCAAGAGAGAGAGAGAGAGAGAAAAGAAAGAUGUGUCGUGAAAAUCUCGAAUAUGCAAUGUAUUAAUAUAAUAUACCGAAUCCUAUUCAGAUCAAUGAAUACAGUUCAUUGUAAAAGUGGUAGUGGGCCGCCAACGCAUGAGGAUAUAGCCGUGCGUCUCUAGUGCGACAAUGCUAUUAUAAUAUUAUUAUUGCUGUGGUGGUGUAAUAAUGUUUAUUAUUAUAUUAUGGUUAUUAUUACACGCAAAACGUAACUAUAGGAAAGAAAGAAAAAAAAGAAAAAACAUAGAAACAGAAAGAAAGAAGAGUAAAAGAGAGAGAAAAAAAAACGUCACCCCCUGCUAUCUCGGCUGGACUUAGUAAUGAUAUAGUAUAUAGAUAUACAAUACACAAAUAAACAAAUACACACACACGCACACAUACAUACACACUCGGAUACAUAAAAUGUUCAUUUCGAUUGAACAUUUGAAAAUCUUUCUUGGUGGGGAUUUCGGCAAGUGUUCAAUGCAUAGAGACGAUAUACUAUAAUUGAAACGGUCCCCACGCGAGCGUAAGUUUCACUGAGAUGAAUUAAGAUGAUGAAGCUGAAGGAUAACGACGAUGAUGAUAAUGAUGAUAAUAUGAAGCUCAUGGAAAUCCAUAUGAGGGCUUUUUGACCUAUAUUCCAGGGAGCGCUUCAAUUAUUCUCUAAGGGGAUAUAUUGUUAUAAUUUAAAGCCUAUUUUCAAAUUUGAUUUAUGAUAACUGCGAUAUAUGAUAUAAAACUAUUAUAUGACAUAUAACAAUAAAGCAAAUAAAUAAAUAUAA
Solenopsis invicta (red fire ant) is the source of this 12183-nucleotide messenger RNA. RefSeq names its product ankyrin repeat domain-containing protein 17 (gene mask). Gene Ontology annotation, molecular function: protein binding; RNA binding. NCBI's taxonomy places the organism in Eukaryota, Metazoa, Arthropoda, Insecta, Hymenoptera, Formicidae. The transcript is spliced from 28 exons. The record is from RefSeq and is a predicted model, not a curated record. The coding region runs from base 221 to 9811 and encodes 3196 amino acids. Gene Ontology annotation, biological process: innate immune response. Gene Ontology annotation, cellular component: cytoplasm.